AUAUCGAUCUUCGGAUUGAUCAGCAAUGGUACGUCACUGUAUAUUACACGUACGAGGCCACGUUUCCGUAAUGCGUUUGGAAUCUUAUGCAGCAGUUUCCUGAUAUGCAACUUGCAAGCCAUAUUUGUACACAUCACUUGGUGUACCAUUGUCCUGAGCACCAAAUCUCCAAUACUAUCAUCACCGAAACUGUUUACCGUACGAUUGGUUGGCGUUUUUUUGAACGGAGGAUGGUUUGGAGCACUUGUUAUGCACUUCCUCACAGCCCUCAAUAGAUUUUAUGCUUUCGUAUAUGCGACAAAAUACAAUCAGUUAUGGUCGCAGUCCAGGACUUUCAAAAUUAUAAUCAUCUCUUGGACAUUUUCAAUGGUCUAUUGCACUCAUCACUUAUAUAAAAACUGUUCACUUCUAUUUAAUUAUGGUUCGACGUAUCGUUGGUUGCAUCAUACCUCAUUCCAUGGUCAAAUAUGUGCCAGAACUGAUGCUAUAGUAUCAGUAAUUUUGGCAGUAGCUAUGGCAUUCAUCGAUUUCAUUACUUUGAUCAAAAUAAUUGCAUAUCGCAGA
Loa loa (African eye worm) is the source of this 564-nucleotide messenger RNA. RefSeq lists its product as hypothetical. The annotation marks the transcript as partial. Lineage: Eukaryota; Metazoa; Nematoda; Chromadorea; Rhabditida; Onchocercidae. The transcript is spliced from 3 exons. The record is from RefSeq and is a predicted model, not a curated record. Gene Ontology annotation, cellular component: membrane.